Papaver somniferum (opium poppy) is the source of this 2059-nucleotide messenger RNA. RefSeq names its product putative nitric oxide synthase. The transcript has 13 exons. Bases 92 to 1840 code for a protein of 582 amino acids. NCBI's taxonomy places the organism in Eukaryota, Viridiplantae, Streptophyta, Magnoliopsida, Ranunculales, Papaveraceae. Gene Ontology annotation, molecular function: GTPase activity; GTP binding. The record is from RefSeq and is a predicted model, not a curated record.
CAAUGAUUAAUCCGGGAGUAGCGGUUCCAAAUUGACUGGGUGAACUCAGAAGGGCUUCGCUCCUUAUCUGAAGAAGAACUUGAAAAGAAAUAUGCUUCAACGGCCAAAAAUGGCGCCCAAAUCUCUCCUCUCACCCUCAUUCUCCAUUUCUUCAUUCUCUUCUUUCUCCACCCUAUCUCCUCAGAAGCUCUCAAACCCUAACCCUAACUUCCCUUUCAAAUUCAAUCGAACUCAAAUUUUCUGUAAAAUUACUGAUUCACGAAAUCCAACACAACAACAACAAAAAGUAGGCGCAACCGAACAAGUAUCAGUAGAAAUUGAUGGCGAAGGUGCCGCUGCCCCAACACGUGGUGACUUAUUCUUCUCCCGUCAAAAAUCCAUGGCUGAUGCUGCCAUAGUUCUUUCUAUUGAAAAGAAACUAAGGCAGAAAAAGAGAAGAGAAAAACCAAAGGUUUCUGCAGUUUCUAUUGCUAGUUGCUACGGCUGUGGCGCUCCGUUACAAACUUCAGAAGUUGAUGCUCCUGGUUAUGUUGAAUUGCAAACUUACGAAUUGAAGAAGAGGCAUCGCCAGCUAAAGACAGUAUUAUGUGGAAGGUGUAAGUUAUUAUCACAUGGACAUAUGAUAACUGCUGUUGGUGGAAAUGGUGGUUAUUCUGGUGGUAAACAGUUUGUUUCCGCAGAAGAACUUCGUAAUAAAUUAUCUCAUUUGCGGUAUGAGAAAGCAUUGAUAGUCAAAUUGGUUGAUAUUGUUGAUUUCAAUGGCAGUUUUUUGGCACGCAUACGUGAUCUUGCUGGUGCAAAUCCAAUUAUAUUAGUUAUAACUAAGGUUGAUCUUCUCCCAAAAGGAACUGAUCUUAAUUGUGUUGGUGAUUGGGUUGUAGAGGCCACAACAAAAAAGAAGCUCAACGUUCUUAGUGUUCACAUGACCAGCUCAAAGUCUUUGGCUGGAGUUUCUGGAGUUAUAGCUCAGAUUCAAGCCGAGAGGAAGGGGCGGGAUGUUUAUAUUUUGGGGGCAGCUAAUGUCGGAAAAUCUGCCUUCAUCAAUGCUCUAUUGAAGACGAUGUCUCAAAAGGAUCCCAUAGCGGCUGUGGCACGGAGAUAUAAACCAAUUCAAUCUGCUGUCCCUGGAACUACCUUAGGUCCAAUCGAGAUUGAUGCUUUCAUUGGAGGUGGGAAAUUGUUCGACACACCUGGAGUGCAUCUUCACCAUAGGCAAGCAGCAGUUGUUCAUUCAGUAGAUCUUCCUGCCCUCGCUCCUCAAAGUCGUCUAAGAGGCCAAUCAUUUCCUGUACCUUCUGGUGGGAUAACAUCAAGCAAAGCAGAAGAAAUUAAUGACUUGAAUGGGUUUUCCAUUUUUUGGGGUGGUCUUGUCAGAGUUGAUGUACUAAAGGUUCUUCCAUCUACACGCUUAACAUUCUACGGACCGAAGGCACUGCCAAUUCAUAUGGUUCCAACUAUUGAAGCAGAUGACUUUUAUCGAAGAGAAAUUGGAGUUUUGUUGAAGCCUCCAACUGGCAAUCAAAUAACAGAAUGGGAAGGGCUUCAAUCAGUGCGGCAAUUGCAAAUAAGAUUCGAAGACCCAAAGAGGCCUGCUUGUGAUGUUGCUAUCUCGGGUUUAGGAUGGAUAGCAGUCGAGGCGAUAACCAAUCUGCAAGAGAUAUCUAGCUCAAUGAGUUCUGUGGACAAUGCAGAAGAGUUACAUUUGGCUGUUCAUGUCCCCAAGCCUGUUGAGAUAUUUGUGCGGCCUCCCAUUCCUGUCACCAAGGCUGGAGGAGAGUGGUACGAGUACCGAGAGCUGACUGAGAUGGAGGAGGAAUUUAGACCUAAGUGGUACCAUUGACCUACUACGCUUCGUUGUAAUCUGUAAAACAAACUUUUGCGGCCCUCGUGCUUCUAAAAUUUUGUGCAACCAUCAGAGUACAAGUGUUAUCAUGUAGUCCGACCAAAAUAAAUAAAGGAUAGCAGAAAAGAAGGUGAAAGGAAAGAAAUGGGAAAAAAAAUAAAAAUAAAUAAAAAACCACCACUAUGUGUAUGCAUGUGUGGCUUGGGCUUUCUCGAA